AUGGCUUUUAACGCGCCCCCCGUGGAGGAGCACCUGCUGGCCGGAAUCAGCCAACCACUUAGCAGCACUGAUGUGACAGCUUCAGACAGUGGAGCAGGUGGCUUCUUUCGACCUUCAAAUGAUGGCACUGAACGCCUCGCUGCUGAAAGGCCAGAAGAAAACAGGGUUAUCAACAGUGCUCCGCUCCUCCCUGAUUACGAGGAAGAGCUAGACGUUGUUGGUGUGGAUGAUGACGAUGUGCUUCAGGUGGCUGAGCUUCAGGGAGCUGAUGGAGGAGAUAUCCCUGUACGCCCCUCUGCACAAAGGCCUGAAGACAACAAAAUCAACACUCCUCCACUCCUCCCUGAUUAUGAGGAGGAAGAUGAAGAGAUCGAUGUUGUCGGUUUGGAUGAUCUCCUUCACCCGGCUGAGCCUCACAGAGAUUUAGGGGUUGAUCAGGUCAGUUUUGACCGGCCCCAAAGCAGGGGAGGAGAGGAAAGGGGGGAGCUGCUAAAUGACAAUGAAGCUCUAAAUGCCAGAUCUCCCUCUCCUCCACAACAGGAUCCUGCUGCUGAAGGUCCUCUUUAUGGUCACAUUCCCCAUGGUGACCCUUUUGCUCCACCCUUUCUGGCUCCUCCUGCUUUUAUUAAAGCUCCUCCUGAAAUGGACAAUGCUUGGGAGGCUGAAGACAACAGGACUGAGACACCGGUCGAGAACAUUGGGCCACUUGAACUUUUAAGCAGUGACAGCUCUGUUGAAGACGAUGCUGAACUCUCAACUUCUGGUCUCAAAUCCUCCACAAGAAGGAGCAGGGAAGAGGAUGACGAGGAGCAGGCUACCACUAAGUGGCCGAGGUGGUCUGAUGACAGCGACUCAGACUAACUCCACGAUACUCUUCAUGACUGACAGUCAUUCUGAAAUCAUCCUCACUGGGCUCACACGGACCCUUCCUCACUACCACAGCAUGUGACAGGAUGGCUACACUGACCCUUUUCCACACUGACAAUAGGCCCCUGCGUCUGGCGGGACCUGCGAUUGAACCUGCAGGACCUGCGUUGAAGACAGUCCCAGUAGCGUCUUGCACUGGGGCCAGUUUGUCCUUUCUCUACAUUCUGGCAUGGUGGCUGGGUCGACUUUUCUUUCAUCUG
This is a messenger RNA of Scatophagus argus, 1127 nucleotides long. RefSeq lists its product as uncharacterized. The record is from RefSeq and is a predicted model, not a curated record. NCBI's taxonomy places the organism in Eukaryota, Metazoa, Chordata, Actinopteri, Scatophagidae. The transcript is spliced from 5 exons. The coding region runs from base 1 to 861 and encodes 286 amino acids.